UGAUGGCGCCAUCAUGGGUACUCCUUGUGGCAGCGGUGGCGACUGUCCUUCUCCAUAGCGUGUAUGCGUCGUCGAAUGCAGCCGUGCUGUACCCCAACCAACUGCAAACCCAUCAAGUGAUCUACCCCAAUCAGCCCGUGGUGUAUGAGCUUCGAACAGACGCAGAUGUAUCGUACGAGGUGAAGUUGUCGUAUCGCGCGACAACUCCGAGCAAGUUCACCCUUCGCAUCCUCGAUUCAACGGAGGGCCUCCACAAGGAUCGUGCCCAGUACAAAAACAUGCGACGCAUCUUGAACACGGAGAAGACAUUCGUCCGCGGCAUUGCGGACAAAAUCUCCUACGUUCAGGUGUCCAUGCAAGUCGAAGGCAUUUCAUACCUCCUGACUCAAGCCGAGAUGGACGCGAGACGGACAGAGUUCGACAUUCUCCUCGAAGACGUGGUGUUGCAGGUCCUUCCGCGCAGCGCGAUCCCGCUGAUUGUCGUCGCCGUGAUCUUGUUGCUUCUCAUGUUUGUCUGCGUGUAUCCUCGCGUGAUGCAGUUGCUGUCGCCAGACAACGUUAUCAUGAAAUCCCAUUGAGUAUAUUAAGUCAUCCCCGAAAGCACAGGUUACGCUCCAAGCCGCCGAUUCCACAAAACAGCAAAGUGCACAUAACUGACGUACUAAGCAGAUGCAAUCCAGUGCAUGCAUUGUACACAUUGCAGUGCGCAUAAGCAGCCACCGAAUGCAAUGGACUGGUUGGCUACAUAUGACGUAGCUACAACCGCCACGCAUCCUCGUUACAGCGCGAGGAGCUCGGACAACGAGGGCUUAGCAUUACUGGUGGCCGUCGCAGGAAACAUGCGCUGGACCUUGAUCACAUGCAAGUGCGUCUUGAGCUUCACAUGAUGGUCUUCCAGGAGCUUGUUGAGCGGCAUGAGUUCGUCCACUGUCGUCAUGGCGUUCCCGCUCAGGGUCAACGACUGCAACGUGGCGUUGCCGACGCCGUACACGACGCCGUCGACGGUUUCCGUGUCGGGCACAUUCAGUUCCUUGAUCACGUCUGCUCGUUCGAGCUUCUUUUUUUGCUUCUUGGCCGCUUCCAGCUACAACCUCGACAGGAUUGAGAGAAAGAACG
Molecule: messenger RNA, 1116 nt
Organism: Aphanomyces astaci
Lineage: Eukaryota; Oomycota; Saprolegniomycetes; Saprolegniales; Verrucalvaceae
Exons: 2
Source: RefSeq, a predicted model, not a curated record